Molecule: messenger RNA, 4816 nt
Organism: Homarus americanus (American lobster)
Lineage: Eukaryota; Metazoa; Arthropoda; Malacostraca; Decapoda; Nephropidae
Product: cuticle protein 19-like
Exons: 3
Coding region: 121-450 (109 amino acids)
Cellular component (GO): extracellular matrix
Source: RefSeq, a predicted model, not a curated record
GGGAGGCACAAGUCAGUCUUGGUACCUGAGCGAUCACGUGAACAUCUGGCUCCUCUCUUUUAACUAUUGCCCCUUCACGUGUCUUGUUUGUUUACCUUCUGCCGCAGGAACCCGCCAGUCAUGACUUUCUGUAAGGCGAUGGUGAUGGUGACGAUGAUGGUGAUGAUGGUGUACUUAGCUGACGCCCAUCCAGUGCUAGACCCCUACAGCUAUCCCCCGAUGCCAUACGACCUCCGAUACGGCGUCCGAGACCAAAACUUCGGCAACGACUUCGGUCACGAGGAGCAGAACGACGGCAACAGUGUAAGUGGUCGUUACUACGUGCUCUUGCCUGACGGUCGACGACAAGUGGUGACCUACACGGCAGACCACCAGAGAGGCUAUGUGGCCACCAUCACCUACGAGAAUGUGGGGUUCGCUUCCCAGGGCCCCGCCAACAGCUACAGCUAGAACACGUGUUGUUUAGGUCUCUUAUUAUCAAAUUACACCUGUUUUAUGGCACUUGUUAUUUUACAGUCAUCUCCGGCUCCUUGACACCUGUCCCCCAAGCUUCAAAAUAUACAGUUGAAAAUAUUACCUGUUUAACCCUUUCGUUAUUAGUCAUAAAGGUUUUAGUAAUUGUUAUUUAAUGCCUCAUACCUCAAUAUGUGUUCUUCCAAUAUUUAGACCACGCCAUAUGUAAACAUUUUGUUAUACUACUAUAUGUUUAAGGUAUACUUGUUGUAUAGUGUUUCUUACAGUCAGAUUACCCCCCUCCUGAGACACCUGCUCUCACCUUUAGUAUAAACAACUAGACCGAGUCGUAUGUGUAGCUACUCUAUAUUAUUAGGUUAACACAUAACCAGCACCCCCCACCCCCCUUCCCCUUCCUCUAGACACCUGCGGCCCCUAACGCCAAUUCAGAAUACCUCCUUUUAAAGCUCUAAAUGUCCCUUACUUUAUCAUACCUGUGACUUAGAGUGAGAGUUGAGAGAAAUGUUUGAUUCUCAAUUUUGUUUUGUUUUGAUAGCUUCCACGUGCUAUUCCCUGGUGUUGAUGGUUGGCUGUGUUGACAAGCCUCACCUGUCAAUGGUAAUUAGCUAUAUUGUUACCUGGAUGGCUAUAGUAACACCUGUCCACCCUAUGUACUGUACUUAGAAACACGUGAGUAAAUCAUAGCUUAGAUAGAUAAAUAGAUAGACAUUAGUUACAUAGAGAGAUUAAUAAAUAGAUAUAUAGAUUGAUAGGUAGAUAUGCUCUGUGCUUCCCUGUGUUGUGAUAAACUAGUCUAGUAUAAAGUUGUUUUAUCAGCUGCUAAAUAUUAUUGUACCAGGUUAAUGAUGAUGUGUUGUACCAAUGACUGAUAGUAAAAAAAAAAUACACAAUGACUCAUUUUACUCGACCCUAGACGAUCUAUUUUACUGAUGUACUCACUGACCUGUCGACUGACUUACUGGUAUGUCGACUAACUCACUGAUUUGUUGAUUUACUCACUUCCUGUCGACUUUACUCAUCGACUGUCAACUUAAUGACUGUCGACGUAACUUACUGACCUCUCGAUUACACUCAUUGAUUCAUCGACCUAAUUUAUGGACUGUCGACUUUACACAUUGACUUGUCGACUUUCCUGACUCGACUUCACAAACUAAAUUGUUGAUUUUCCUGACUGUCGACUUAACACAUUAACUAGUGCACUUUAAACAUUGACUGGAGAUUUUAUACAUCAGAUUAUCGACUUAACUGACUUGUCGACUUUACACAUUGACUUGUCGACUUUAUUAACAGUAAAUUUUACUGACUGUCGACUUUACUGACUGAGCUUUAUUGAACGUCGAAUUUACAGACAGUCGACUUUUCUGACUGUAGACUUUACUGGCUGUCGAAUUUACUAACUGCUAACUUUACUGACUGUCGACUUUAUCUAACCGUCAACUUUACUGACUGACGACUUUAUCUAACCGUCAACUUUACUGACUGUCGACUUUAUCUGAUCGCCAACUUUACUAACUGUCGACUUUACUGGCUGUCGAUUUUAUCUGACUGUCAACUUUACUGACUGUCGACUUUACUCACUGUAGAAUUUUCUGACUCACCUUUACUGACGAUCUAAUUUACUGACUGUCGACUUUACUGACUGGCGACUUUACUGACUGAGCUUUAUUGACCGUCGACUUUACUGAUAGUUGACUUCGAUGACUGGAGACUUAACUGACUGUCGACGUUACUGACUGUCGACUUUACUGACUAUCGACUUUACUGACGGUAGAACUUACUGACGGUAGAAUUUACUGACUGUCGACUUUACUGACGAGAGAAUUUACUGGCUGUCAACCUUGUUGGCUGUAGACGUUACUGACUGUCGAAUUUACUGACUGUAAAAUUUACUGACUGUCGACUUUACUGACCAUAGAAUUUACUGACUGUCAACUUUACUGACGGUAGAAAUUGCUCUCUGUCGACUUAACUGACGGUAGAAUUUAUUGACUGUCAACCUUGUUGGCUGUAGACGUUACUGACUGUCGACUUUACUGACGGUAAAAUUUACUGACUGUCGACUUUACUGACCAUAGAAUUUACUGACUGUCGACUUUACUGACGGUAGAAUUUAAUUACUCGCAUUUACUGACUGUCGACUAACGUGACUGUUGAGUUUACCAACUGAUUUAUCGAAUUUACUGUCAACCUUACACAUAGUCUUAUCGACUUUACUGACUGUCGACUUAGCUGAAAUUCAACUUUACUGACAGUCUACUUUUCUGACUGUCGACCUAAUAAAGGUAAACUUUACUGACAGUCGAUUUUACUGACUGUCAACUCAGGUAAAAAUCUACUUUAUUGGUCAUCAAUUUCACUGACUAUCGAAUUUACUGACUGUCGACUUAGCUGGCUGUCUACUUUACUGAUAGUCGACUUAGCUGACUGUCGACUUAUCUGAAAUUAAACUUUACUGGCAGUCUACUUUACUGACUGUCGACCUUAUAAAAGUAGAAUUUGCUGACUAUCGACUUUAUAAAAGUAUAAUUUACUGAUUGUCGACCUUAUAAAAGUAGACUUUACUGACUGUCGACUUUAUCUGACCGCCAACUUUACUGACUGUCGACUUUACUGGCUAUAGAUUUUAUCUGACCGUCAACUGUACUGACUGUCGACUUUAUUGACUGGCGACUUUACUGACCGUCGACUUUACUGAAAGUUGACUUUACUGACUAGACUUAACUGACUGAAAACUUUACUGACAGUUAACUUCUAUGACUGUAGACUUAACUGACUGUCGACUUCACUGACUAUCGACUUUACUGACGGUAGAAUUUACUCUGUCGACUUAGCUGACGGUAGAAUUUAUUGACUUGAUUUUACUGACUGUCAACCUUCUUGGCUGUAGGCGUUACUGACUGUCGACCUAAUAAAAGUAAACUUUACUGACAGUCAGUUUUACUGAGUGUCAACUCAGGUAAAAAUCUACUUUAUUGGUGAUCGAUUUCACUGACUGUCGAAUUUACUGUGACGACUUAGCUGACUGUCUACUUUACUGAUAGUCGACUUAGCUGAUUGUCGACUUAUCUAAAAUUCAACUUUACUGACAGUCUACUUAUCUGAAAUUCAACUUUGCUGACAGUCUACUUUACUGACUUUCGAAUUAAUAAAAGUAGACUUUACUGACUGUCAACCUUAUAAAAGUAGACUUUACUGACUGUUGACUUUACUGGCUGUCGAUUUUACCUGACCGUCAACUUUACUGACCGUCAACUUUACUGACUCGACUUUACUGACUGGCGGCUUUACUGACCGUCGACUUUACUGAAAGUUGACUUCGAUGACUGAAGACUUAUCUGACUGUCGACUUUACUGACUAUCGAUUUUACUGACGGUAGAAUUUACUGACUCGACUUUACUGAAUGUAGAAUUUACUCUCUGUCGAUUUAACUGACGGUAGAAUUUAUUGACUUGAUUUUACUGACUCUCAACCUUUUUGGUUGUAGACGUUACUGACUGUCGAAUUUACUAACUCGACUUUACUGACGGUAGAAUUUACUCACUGUCGACUUUACUGACAGUAGAAUUUACUGACAGUCGAUUUUACUGUAAACUUUACAGACUGUAGACUUUGCUGACUAUGUGUACUUUACCUGACUCUCAACUCAGGUAAAAGUCUACUUUACUAGCGAUCUAUUUCACUGACUCGAAUUUCUUGACUGUUGACUUUAUUGAUUCAACUUUACUGUCUGUCGAUUUUACUGACUACAGACUUUGCUGACUGUGUAUUUUACCUGACUGUCGACUUUGCUGACUGUGUAUUUUACCUGACUGUCGACUUUGCUGUAAACUUUACAGACCAUCGAGUUUACUGACUGUGAACUUAAUUGACUGUCGACUUUAAUAACUGUCGAAUUUACUGACUGUCGACUUUUCUGACUCGAUUUUACUGCCUGCGGACUUAGCUAACUGUCAUCUUAGCUGACUGUCGACUUGCCUGACUCGACUUUACUGACUGUCGACUUGUCUGACUGCCAUCUUAGCUGACUGGCGACUUUACUGAUAUUCAACCUCACUGACAGGCGACUUUACUGACUGUCGACUUAUUGACUUGACUAAUUGUUUAUAUACUUGUAGACUAUAUUUGAAUAAGUAUUCAAUUACAUACAUACAUACAUACAUACAUACAUACAUACAUACAUACAUACUGACCUUUGUGUUAACAUAACCCCGCAAUAAUGUUGGUCACAUCUUCUACUGACGUAUUAAUGAUCAUCCUGUGACCUUAAGUUUGACCUGUGACCUGAGGUGACCGCCACGCCGUCAACACUGUUUGUUUACCAAUAAAUUCUUAACACCUUUA